GGGCGCGGCGCGGCGUUCGCGGCUGCUGCCUGGGAGGGAGGCCGGGCAGGCGGCGGAGCGGCGCGGCUCUGUACCUGACGGGGAAGUGGCCCGGGCGGCUGUGACUGACUGCCCCGGGUCAGACGGACGGUCGGAUCACAGAGGCGGGGGGUAGGAACCGAGCCGGGCGAUUUCGAGAGCGAGCGCGUCAGGCUCAGCGUCGGCCACUCUGUCGGUCCGCUGAAUGAAGUGCCCGCCCCGCUGAGCCCGGAGCCCGGCGCUUUCCCCGCAAGAUGGACGGUUUCGCCGGCAGCCUCGAUUCUCUUCCCAGCCCCAUGAACCUUCUCAGGUGGGGAUUCUGUUCUUCUAAAGCAUCCCCAAUACUCUGCAUGUCACUAAGAUGAUAGUAUUUCUGCUGCAAGUACAUCUGAUGUUCAGGAUCGCCUCUCAGCUCUUGAGUUACGAGUUCAGCAACAAGAAGAUGAAAUCACUGUGCUAAAGGCAGCUUUGGCUGAUGUAUUGAGGCGUCUUGCAAUCUCUGAAGAUCAUGUAGCUUCAGUGAAAAAAUCAGUUCCAAGUAAAGGCCCUCCAGGCCUUCGAGAAGCUAUUUCUAUGUCCUGUAUAACCAACGGGAGUGGUGCAAACAGAAAGCCAAGCCACACCAGCUCUGUUGCAAUUGCAAGAAAAGAAACUCUUUCAUCUGCUGCUAAAAGUGGUACAGAAAAAAAGAAAGAAAAACCACAAGGACAGAGAGAAAAAAAAGAGGAAUCUCAUUCUAAUGAUCAAAGUCCACAAAUUCGAGCAUCACCUUCUCCCCAGCCCUCUUCACAGCCUCUCCAAAUACACAGACAAACUCAAGAAAGCAAGAAUUCUGCUCCCACCAAAAGCAUAAAACGACCACCGACAGCUGAAAAGUCACAUAAUUCAUGGGAAAAUUCAGAUGAGAGUCGUAAUAAAUUAUUGAGAGCAGUUUCAACGUCAAAAUUAAUAUCAAAAGUUAUAAAAAAUACAGACAAGCAUAAAGAUGUCAUCAUCAACCAAGCAAAAAUGUCAACCCGUGAAAAAAACAACCAAGAAGGAGAAUAUGUUAAAAUGUUUAUGCGAGGUCGGCCAAUUACAAUGUUCAUUCCUUCUGAUGUUGAAAACUAUGAUGACAUCAGAACAGAACUGCCUCCUGAGAAGCUGAAACUGGAGUGGGUAUACGGUUAUCGAGGAAAGGACUGUCGUGCUAAUGUUUACCUUCUUCCUACCGGAGAAAUAGUGUAUUUCAUAGCAUCAGUAGUAGUACUGUUUAAUUAUGAGGAGAGAACUCAGCGACACUACCUGGGUCACACAGACUGUGUGAAAUGCCUUGCUGUACAUCCUGACAAAAUUAGGAUCGCAACUGGACAGAUAGCUGGAGUGGAUAAAGAUGGAAGGCCUCUGCAACCCCAUGUCAGAGUGUGGGAUUCAGUUAGUUUAUCCACACUGCAAAUUAUUGGACUUGGGACCUUUGAGCGGGGAGUAGGAUGCCUGGAUUUUUCAAAAGCAGAUUCAGGUGUUCAUUUAUGUGUUAUCGAUGACUCCAAUGAGCAUAUGCUUACUGUAUGGGAUUGGCAGAAAAAAUCAAAAGGAGCAGAAAUAAAGACAACAAAUGAAGUUGUUUUGGCUGUGGAGUUCCAUCCAACAGAUGCAAAUACCAUAAUAACCUGUGGUAAAUCUCAUAUCUUUUUCUGGACCUGGAGUGGCAAUUCACUAACAAGAAAACAGGGAAUUUUUGGGAAAUAUGAAAAGCCAAAAUUUGUGCAGUGUUUAGCAUUCUUGGGGAAUGGAGAUGUUCUUACUGGAGACUCUGGUGGAGUCAUACUUAUAUGGAGCAAAACUACUGUAGAACCCACCCCCGGGAAAGGGCCUAAAGGUGUUUAUCAGAUCAGCAAGCAAAUCAAAGCUCAUGAUGGCAGUGUAUUUACACUUUGUCAAAUGAGAAAUGGGAUGUUAUUAACUGGAGGUGGGAAAGACAGAAAAAUAAUUCUGUGGGAUCAUGAUCUGAAUCCUGAAAGAGAAAUAGAGGUUCCUGAUCAUUAUGGAACAAUCAGAGCUGUAGCAGAAGGAAAGGCAGAUCAAUUUUUGGUAGGCACAUCACGAAAUUUCAUUUUGCGGGGAACAUUUAAUGAUGGCUUCCAAAUAGAAGUACAGGGUCAUACAGAUGAGCUUUGGGGUCUUGCCACACAUCCCUUCAAAGAUUUGCUCUUGACAUGUGCUCAGGACAGACAGGUGUGCAUGUGGAACUCAGUGGAACACAGGCUAGAAUGGACCAGGCUCGUAGAUGAACCAGGACACUGUGCAGAUUUUCAUCCAAGUGGCACAGUGGUGGCCAUAGGAACGCACUCAGGCAGGUGGUUUGUUCUGGAUGCAGAAACCAGAGAUCUAGUUUCUAUCCACACAGAUGGGAAUGAACAGCUCUCCGUGGUGCGCUACUCAGUAGAUGGCACCCUCCUGGCUGUAGGAUCUCAUGACAACUUUAUUUACCUCUAUGUAGUCUCAGAAAAUGGAAGAAAAUAUAGCAGACAUGGAAAGUGCACUGGACAUUCCAGCUAUAUCACACACCUUGACUGGUCCCCAGAUAACAAGUAUAUUAUGUCCAACUCAGGAGACUAUGAGAUACUGUACUGGGACAUUACACAUGGCUGCAAACUAAUCAGGAAUCGAUCUGAUUGUAAGGACACGGAUUGGACAACCUAUACCUGCGUACUAGGCUUUCAAGUCUUUGGUGUCUGGCCAGAAGGAUCCGAUGGGACCGAUAUCAAUGCACUGGUGCGAUCCCACAACAGGAAGGUGAUCGCUGUUGCUGAUGACUUCUGCAAAGUUCAUCUGUUCCAGUAUCCCUGCUCCAAAGCAAAGGCUCCCAGUCACAAGUACAGUGCCCACAGCAGCCAUGUCACCAAUGUCAGUUUUACUCAUAAUGACAGUCACCUGAUUUCAACUGGUGGAAAAGACAUGAGCAUCAUUCAGUGGAAACUUGUAGAAAAGUUAUCUUUGCCUCAAAAUGAGAUUAUAGCCAAUGGUACUCCAACCAAAGCCCCCAUGUCUUCCAUUGAAAGUGUCCCACAGUCUGAUACUCCCACACCACCUCCUUCCCAGCCCUUCAUUGAGACGGCUGAAGAAGAAAGUAGAAUAAGCAAUUCUCCCACACUUCUGGAGAACAGCCUGGAACAGACUGUGGCGCCCAGUGAGGACCACGUCGAGGAGCAGAGUGAAGGGGGCAGUGAAGACCUCAGUGAGCCCAUGUAUGAGGAGCCGUCCCCGGAGGGCGGCAAGGAGCGGAGUGAGGCCACUCUUCCCGAGCACCAGCAAGACCCCUCAGGCCUGUCUUAACCGCAGGGCUUCAGUGCGACUCUCUCUGCUCCUGCAGCUGCGUGUGAUCUCGGGACAGUUCAGGUAACAGGCCGGGAGUGAGGCUCAUCACUCUCGCAGCUCUGCGUUUCCACAGGAUCUGUUUUCAGUAGUCUUACCUGCCGUCUCUCAAGAGCCGCCGGCGGCCCCGCUGAAGGCUGGCUUUGCUGUGUGUUGAGAAUGAACCAAACUUAACAGCAGGAAAGACUGAAACAUUGUCUCAGAAAUUACCCGCAUACAUAAGUGGUAUGAUGUAAAUACUGGAAACAAAGACAGCGGUUGUAUGGAUUUAAAAUAAACCCCUUGUUAUCUGAACAAGUUUUCUUCAGGAACAACCAGAGGCAUCACAAACACUGUUACUCAUCUGCUGGCUCAGACUGUGCUACUUUGUUUUUCCCCAGAUGCAGAAAUAAUCAGAAGAAAAAAAAAAAAUGCUCUCUUACUGAGAUAUUCUCCCACCCCAAAUGUCUAGUGGAAGUUUUUUACAAAAACUCCAGUAUUGCCCCGAGUAGUGGGGUUGCCUUGAGUCCCUGCGCCGUAUCCUUCCACGAGCACUAGCUGUCCAGAUGCGCCUGCCUCAUCUGCCGCCUGGUGCUGCCCUUUUCUGAGUCGUUGCAAGGAACAGUCCCUUCCUUUCUUGUGUGCAAAUCUUAUCUUAGAACUAAGAAAGCAGUGGUUUGUUAAAGAGCUUUUAAUGUAUAUUAAACCAUUAAUACUCAGAAAUAAUGGAUUCCUCCAAGGAUUCCUUUACUGGCCAAAACAUUUUUCAAUGUUUGGCAUUCAAGUGAAUGGAAGAAGAAAAACCGCAUGCCUAUAAAACUCAACUGUAAGAAUUACUUGGCUAAUUUUAGCUUAGCCUUCCUCAUAAUUUGUUCCUUUGAUAAUAGGAGAAAUAUAAAUACAAUAAGUUUGAAUUGGUGCUUGAAAUUCAUCAGUUUAGUUUGUAGUUUUUAUACAGAUUAUAUUGAGGGGGUAAGACUGAAAAUUACAAAUUCUUUUCUAUGGAAGUAUGAAUAACAGUCACAGUAAUUUUUUAUAAAUUGCAUACUUAACAGACUUGCUAUAUAUGGUAAUUUUUCUCUGGUAGAGUUGCUGUAAGCCUUGCAGUUCUGAUGUGGCUUCCUCUGCUAUUUUGGGCAAUGCAUGUCUUGUGCAUUGGAUAGUUUUGUUUUGUUUCUUGUCAAAAGACUGUUUUUUCUUAAGUACAUGUUUUCUACUAUAAUUACCAACAAAUAUGCAUUUCCUAUAUAUUUGUUUAUACAUUGAUUAUAAAAAAAACUUUGGAUUUAUUUUUUAACUUGCUGAAUUUUUGUUGUUGUUGUUGUUAGAUCAUGUUUAGAAACUUUGAAUGAGUUCAGAAGUCUUAAGUAUGCAAGUGUUUACGUGAUUGUGCCAUUCCAAAGUGCAUCAGAACUGUCAUUCCCUUCUAGUACCUUCUCAGGAGUAAUGCAAAUCAGGUAUUUCAUCAUCAUUUGGUAAUUAAUAUACAAACUCCAGUGAACUCCCAAGGACACUCACAUUUAUAUUCACAUGCUGUAUGUAAGGGUGCGGGCAUGUGUGAAGGGGUGAGUGUAGACACUCUGUGUGUAUCUCUAUAGGAAGAUAUACGCCACAUUGAAAAUACUCAGUGUAUAUCUCUAUGUGUAUAGGUAUAUGUCCAUGUAUAUCUCUUUCCUUUUGUUUACAGUUUUUCAAGGAAAAAAAACCUCAAAGUAGUUCUCUUCAGAAGGAGAGAGAGAGAUUCCAAGCAAUCCAUCUUUUUUCAGUAUGUUCUAUACAUAAUUUUCAGAGAGCAUCAAUAAUAUCAGGCCAGCACGUGUUACUCCCUGCGAGAAGAAUACUGAGAAGAACAAGCAGUCCUAGAAGAAGCAGCAUUUCUUUAAGCACCUGGGCAAUACAGCUCUCCGUAACCAGCAGGGAGUUUAUUGAGGGACACCGGUCACCUCUGGGGUUGCUGUGUACAAUGAGAUUUAUACUCGGGAUACUCUUGGGUGGAAGUUUCACAAGACACUACUAACUGCGCAGAAAGCGUCCCAGCUCUCCAUUGCUGGCAACUACUGUUUAAUGGUCAAUUAAAUCUGUGAUAAUGGUUGCAAGUGGGUGGGAUUAUGAAAUUGUAGAUGUUUUUAGGAAAACUUGUGAAUGAAAAUGAAUCCAAGUGUUUCAUGUGAAGAUGUUGAGCCAUUUCUAUCAUGCAUUCCUGUCUCAUGGCAGAAAAUUUUGAAGAUUAUAAAAUAAAAUGAUCAAAAUGUU
Messenger RNA from Mustela lutreola (European mink), 5604 nucleotides. RefSeq names its product EMAP like 4 (gene EML4). The coding region runs from base 592 to 3333 and encodes 913 amino acids. Lineage: Eukaryota; Metazoa; Chordata; Mammalia; Carnivora; Mustelidae. The transcript has 25 exons. Gene Ontology annotation, molecular function: microtubule binding. Gene Ontology annotation, cellular component: mitotic spindle. The record is from RefSeq and is a predicted model, not a curated record. Gene Ontology annotation, biological process: microtubule cytoskeleton organization.